AUGAUCCCGGGAGCGGGGCCGGUGCCGCAGGCGCUGCUGGGGACGCUGCUCACCUGGGGGCUGACGGCGGCGGGCUCGGCGCUGGUGUUCGUCUUCUCCAGCGGGCAGAGGCGGAUCCUCGAUGGGAGCCUGGGCUUCGCCGCAGGGGUGAUGCUGGCAGCGUCCUACUGGUCCCUGCUGGCCCCGGCCAUCGAGCUGGCCGAGGAAUCCGGGGCCUUUGGGGCCUUCUCCUUCUUCCCGGUGGCCGCGGGCUUUGCCCUGGGGGCAGCGUUCGUGUACGGGGCCGACNGAAUGAUCCCAGUGCUGGGGUUCCCUGGCCCUUCCCACGCCGCCGUGGCCCUGAGCUGGGAGCAGCGAGCCGUCAAGGAGAAGCAGGAGCAGGAGCCCGGCCGGGACCUGGGGAACGAGCUGGCCAUCAGGAUAGGUAGAGCUGGGCUCCAGCCAGACAAGGCUGAGAAUGGGGAGCCCUACCAGAGGAGGAGGGCAGCGGGGUCCCCACUGUCCGAGGGCCCCCCGACAUUCCUGGCACCCCGGGACGGAGCCCCCCAGGCCGGGAGCAGCAGCUGGAGGAGGAUAAUGCUGAUGAUCCUGGCUAUCACCAUCCACAACAUCCCAGAGGGCCUGGCAGUGGGAGUUGGAUUCGGGGCCAUUGGGAAAUCCGAGUCUGCCACGUUCCAAAGUGCCAGGAACUUGGCCAUUGGCAUUGGGGUGCAGAACUUCCCUGAGGGCCUGGCUGUCAGCCUGCCUCUCCGUGGCGCUGGAUUUUCCACGUGGAAAGCCUUCUGGUACGGGCAGCUGAGCGGGAUGGUGGAGCCCCUGGCCGGGGUCCUGGGCGCCUUCGCCGUGGUGCUGGCGGAGCCGCUGCUGCCCUACGCGCUGGGGUUCGCUGCUGGAGCCAUGGUCUACGUGGUGAUGGACGACAUCAUUCCCGAGGCACAGACCAGCGGCAACGGCAAGUUGGCAUCCUGGACCUCCAUCCUGGGCUUUGUGGUGAUGAUGUCCCUGGAUGUGGGGCUGGGAUAGGGCAGGGCUGCCUUCCCAGAGGAGACAGCAGAGCCCCGCGCGCCGCGGGAUCGGCAGCCGGACACGCCUCAGCCCGGGACUGGAUCUGUACAUAGAUUUUUGGGAUCUGGUUUGGUGUUGAUUUCCUCUGAUUUUGUAUCUCCCCCUCCCCUCCGAGUUCCUGGCGACGGUUUCCAAACACAAAUAUGGGUGGGUCCUCCCAGAUCCUGGUUUGGUUUUCCUCUUGGAUGACUUGGGCUGGUUUCUCCAAGGAAAGGCAUUUGGGAUUUUGAUUCUCUCUGUCCUGUCAGAGGUUGGGAAUUCCCUCUCCCGUGUGGAGGCUGGUCUGGGGUUAAGCACUGAGGCCUUGAAAUGGAGUAAGCUCCUUAUGGAGUAUGGAAUUCCACCCUUUUUUGGGAAGGCUGAAGGCAUUAGGACUGUGAUAAGCCAUGGGAUCACAGGUCUUCCACAUCCUGCUGCUCCUCGGGAACGCUGCAGGGAGUUGGUUUGGAUGGAUGGAGAUGGUCGAGGCAAAUAAAGAUGAAUUUUCGUGGGAUCUCUGCAAGAGGGAAAUGUCAUUUUUCCCCAAAUGUAUCUCAGAGGGGUACCGCUCCGAUAUCCAGGGUUUUCUAUGGGAAAAACACCAGGAAAGGAGGAUUUGAAUCUUUCCCAUGCAAUUCCAUGUGGAGCUGUCUGGCCUUCCCAAGGGAUUCUGGAUUUCAGCUGCUGCUUCCAGUGAUCAGAAGUCCCUGAAGAGCUGAGCCAGGCUUGUCCUGCUCACCCUGCAGCUGCAGGGAGAGCGGAGCCCAGCCAGCACCGGAGCGCUCCGGGAUGGAUGAAUGACUGAACAAAUCCCUCAGCAUGGAUUAAUUAUCCCACCUGGAGAGCCAGAGCUGUGCAUGGAGGUCCCUGCCUCUUCUCCUGAUGCUUCCCAAGCAUUUCUUGUGGAAUGGCUCUUCCCGAGCGCCGAGGAUUGAUGCAGGCUGGGGAGGGAAUCCUGCCCAUCCCUGUGCUCCAGGGAGGAGGGAGCUGCCAGGCUUGGAAGGAUGCUGCAAAUCCCAGCACAAAGGGCUUCCCCAAACCCUCCCGUGGGAAUAACUGGAUCACCUGGCUGCCUCUGCUGCUCAGUCCCUCUGGAAGUGGGGCUGGGAUGUCCCAGAUCCGCCUUCGGUCCCACCGGAGCCAAAGGGAACAGGCUGGAAUAAACUGGGCUCUCCAUUUGGUUUGGUCCCUGUUUUUUGGAUGGGUUUCCUUUGUGUGUCCCUCUGGAUGAUCCAAAGCUCCUGUUUGCUGAUGGAUUUGACCUUUUAACUGUGAUUGCUUUCAAUAAAUGGGAAAUGGAGUUUGCA
Messenger RNA from Lonchura striata (white-rumped munia), 2351 nucleotides. NCBI's taxonomy places the organism in Eukaryota, Metazoa, Chordata, Aves, Passeriformes, Estrildidae. The record is from RefSeq and is a predicted model, not a curated record.